ACCAAUGAACGGAUAACUUUUAAAAAUCAAUUGAAAAAGAGGUUAGACAUUACUUAGUGCCAUUUUGAUCAUUAUAUUUUAUAUAUCAUAUUUCAUCAGUCUACAAUACGUGUACAUAAAAAAUAUAUCAAUAAUAUAAUCAGAAAUUCAAAUCAACCUUGAAAAAGUUUUAAGAUUUAAAAUUGCCGUUGGUGAAAAACUGGUGGGGGGAUUUAUUCAAAACGGACAUUUUGGUUGGACCAGUCUGUUUUUAUAUCUUUGGCUAGGUCUACACAAUGAAUGAAUCAUAAAUCGAGAUCACUACAUUCUGAAGAUAAUUUUCGUUCAAUCUAUACGUAUUAGUAAGUUCUGUUAUUAAUUUUAAACGAUGGAAGACGAAGAAUACAAGAAACUUCCAAUUGAGGACAAAUGUGUUCAUAAAUUAUGGAAAGCCAGGGUAUGUGGAUAUGAAGAAGUUACAAAGUUAUUUAGACAAAUUGACGAUGAAAAAUCUCCGGAAUUCGGUAAAUACCUGGGAUUAGUUAAAAAAUUUGUUACUGAUAGCAAUGCUAUGGGGCAAGAGAAAGGAUUGGAAGCUACUUUAGCAUAUGUAGAAAAUUACGCCCAUGCUGGAAAAACGGUAUCAGAAGUAAUGUCCGGAGUUGUUGCAAAAUGUAUAGCUGCACCUAAGACAAAAACCAGAGAAUUGGCACUCCAACUUACACUUAUGUAUAUCGAGAUUGAAAAAUUUGAAGCUGUAGAAGAUGAACUUAUUAAGGGCAUGGAAUUGAAGAAUCCAAAAAUUGUAACAGCAUGUGUAAAUGCUUGUACAACAGCUUUGAGAGAAUUCGGAUCAAAGGUCAUUAAUGUUAAACCACUUUUGAAAAAAAUCAGUGUCCUUUUGGCAGAUAGAGACAAAAGUGUUAGAGAUGAAACUAAACUUAUGAUUGUAGAAAUGUAUAGAUGGAUAGGAGCUUCCCUUAGGCUACAAUUACAAGCAGCUAGCUUACAACCUGUUCAAAUAACUGAAUUAGAGACUGAAUUUGCGAAAAUUGAAGGACAGAAAGCUGUUCCAACCAGAUAUAUAAGGUCUCAGCAAGUAAAACAGGCUAAGCUUGCUGAACAAGUUGCAGCUGGUGAAGCUGAAGAAGAAGAGGAGGAAGCUGAGGUUGUUCAAGAAAUUGAUCCUUAUGAAUUGGCAAGUGCAGUAGAAAUUUUAUCAAAAAUGCCCAAAGAUUUUUACGAAAAUGUGGAAGCUAAAAAAUGGCAAGACAGGAAAGAUGCUCUUGAAGCAGUAGAAAAUUUGGUAAAAACUCCUAAAUUGGAAAACGGUGAUUAUGGCGACCUUGUAAGAGCACUUAAAAAGGUAAUACAAAAAGACAGUAAUGUUGUAUGUGUUGCAAUCGCCGGUCGAUGCAUAGCUGGACUCGCUAAUGGCUUAAAAAAGAAAUUCCAGACGUAUUCUGGAUUCUGUGUGUCAACUAUUUUAGAAAAGUUCAAAGAGAAAAAACAAAAUGUUGUAUCAGCUUUAAGAGAUGCUAUUGAUGCAGUUUAUUUAACAACAAAUCUUGAAGCUAUUUUAGAAGAUGUUUUGGAAGCACUCAAUAAUAAAAAUCCUUCUGUCAAAAUAGAAACCUCACUAUUUUUAGCGAGAGCAUUUACUAAAACUCCACCAACAUCUGUUAAUAAAAAAUUACUAAAAGCUAUAACAGCGCCUUUAACAAAAAAUAUAAAUGAAUCGGAUCAAAAUGUAAGAGAAGCAUCUGCCGAAGCUUUGGGAACUUUGAUGAAACUUGUGGGAGAAAAAACUAUUGCUCCUUUCUUGGUAGAAUUAGAAAAAGACAAUUUAAAAAUGGCCAAAAUUAAAGAAUUCUGUGAUAAUGCUGUUAUUCUUGUAAAAACACCUGGAGCUAAAAAGGAAAAAGUUGCGGCAGCUUCCACAAAAGCUCCACCUAAAGCUCCAGCUACUAAACCUGAUAGUAAAAAACCUGCCAAGAAGAAAGCAGAAAUAUCUUCAGGUACCGCCACUGUAGUGAGAUCAAAAGGGCCAAAAACUUUAUCAAAGUCAUCAUCUCAAAAUAUUGAAAAAGAACUAGCAGAUGAAGAGGUGGAUAGUAUAGUCAGUGAUGUCAUUUCUGCUAGUAUUAUAACUGAUAUUGCAAGCGCCAAUUGGAAAUUGAGAUUGGCUGCAGCUGAACAACUAUUGACAGAAAUAAAAGGCUUAGAUUCCAAAUCAGUACCUACCCAAGCUCUAACAAAGUUUAUUUCUAAAAAGCCUGGUCUCAAAGAUACAAACUUUCAAGCACUAAAAGCAAAAUUAGAUGUUAUUAAAUAUCUUGCAGAAAAUACAAAUUUCACUAUAACAUCUGCCGGUUGUUGUGUUGCCGAGAUUGCUGAAAAGUUUUCAGAUGCUAAAAAUGGUACUUCCGUUGCUGAAACUUUGAGCGCUAUAGCUGAGGCUACUACUCUAGGACAGGUAUCAGAUAUGGUGUUGGAUUUUGCUUUUGGACAACGGAGCCCUAAGGUCCAACAAGAAGCGUUGGUAUGGUUAUCUGGAGCUCUUAAAGAAUUCGGAUUUUCAAACCUUAACAUCAAGUGUCUCAUAGACAAUUGUAAAAAAGCUUUGGGAUCUACAAACCCGGCUGUCAGACAAUCUGCUAUAUCACUAUUAGGAGUUAUGUACUUGUACAUGGGCGCUACAUUGAAUGUAUUUUUUGAAAAUGAAAAACCCGCCUUGCGUGAUCAAAUUAAUGCCGAAUGUGAUAAAUAUGAAGGUGAAAAACCACCAAUACCAACUAGAGGAGUGGUAAAGUCUGCAAGUACUGACAGUUUGGAUGUAGUGGAAGACGACGAACCUGAGCAAGUGAACAUUCAAGAUCUCAUUCCUAGAGUUGAUAUUAGUGGACAGAUCACAGAAACUAUUUUAACGGAACUUUCAGAUAAAAAUUGGAAAGCUCGAAAUGAAGCUGUAACAAAAAUAGCUGUAAUAAUUAAUGAAGCCAAAUUUAUUAAACCGAAUUUAGGUGAUUUACCUCAAGCAAUAGUCAUUAGACUAACAGACAGUAAUGUUAAAAUUGCUCAGUCCACUCUAGGAUUAUGUGAUUCAAUAUGCAAAGCCAUGGGUCCACCAUUCAAGCAACAUAUUAGAACAUUCUUUCCAGCCAUUUUACAAGGUUUGGGUGAUAGCAAAGCUUCUUUAAGAGCUUCUUGUAUGGAUACAAUAAAUGCUUUUUCUGCACAGUGUGGUUAUAAGGAAUUUUUUGAAGGAGAAAUGAUAGCUGAUGCAUUAAAAUCAGGGUCACCAUCGCUGAGAAUUGAACUUUGGAAUUGGUUGGCAGAAAAUGUUCCAAAAAUACCUCCCAAGCAAAUACCAAAAGAAGAACUAGUUGCAUGUAUUCCACAUCUGUACACCAAUUUGGAAGACAGAAACGCCGAAGUUAGAAAAAAUGCACAGGAAGCUAUUUUGGGCAUUAUGAUUCAUUUAGGAUACGAAUUUAUGGCUAAGCAAACAGAAAAACUUAAACCAGGAUCUAAAACAGUAGUAUUAGCCGCAUUAGAAAAAGUUAGACCAAACUUACCAGUUAAACCAUUACCCACCAAGAAAGCUGAAAAAGAAGAUAAAGCUGUGAGAGGGACAAAACCUGUUGCUAGUGGCAAAAACGCUGUUAAGAAUAAGCCGACUGCUUCAAACAAAUCAGCUGCUCCAGCUCAAACACGAAAAAAAGAUGAUGACAUCGAUACAUCGCCCCUAUUAGUCGCUAAUACAUUGAAACUUCAGAGAAUUUUAGAUGAACAAAAAUUGAGGGUUCUCAAAUGGAACUUUACUCAACCAAGAGAAGAAUUCGUGGAUCUCCUAAAGGAUCAAAUGUCGGCUGCUAAUGUCAAUAAAACUCUUUUGAUGAAUAUGUUUCAUUCAGAUUUUAGGUAUCAUAUUAAAGCGCUUGAAUCUCUUUCUGAUGAUUUGGCUGAUAAUAGUGACGCUUUGAUAGCAAAUCUAGAUCUCAUUUUGAAAUGGUUGACUUUGAGAUUUUUUGAUACUAACCCUUCUGUUUUACUAAAGGGACUGGAAUAUCUUCAAUUUGUUUUCAACAUGCUCAUUGAAUCAAAAUAUCGAAUGUUAGAAAAUGAGGUGGCCUCAUUUGUUCCCUACCUCAUUAACAAGAUUGGCGACCCAAAAGAUUCUGUUCGCAAUGGCGUCAAAGCAUUAUUAAACCAACUCAAUAGGCUAUUCCCCAUAAACAAAUUAUCUCUGUAUAUAAUGGAUGGCGUGAAAUCUAAAAAUGCGAGACAAAGGGCAGAGUGUCUAGAAGUUAUGGGCGGUAUUAUUGAAGAUUUUGGAAUCACUGUAUGUAUGCCUACUCCAGCCGCUUGCUUGAAAGAAGUCGCCAAACAAAUAUCUGACAGAGACAAUUCUGUGAGGAGUGCUGCACUUAAUUGUGUUUUACAGGCUUAUAACAUUGUCGGAGAAAAAGUUUAUAAGCUAGUUGGUAAUAUAUCUGAUAAAGACAUGUCUUUGUUGGAAGAAAGAAUUAAGAGAUCAAGUAGAAAAACAAUGGCUCCACCUAAACCUGAAGUAAAUACGACUGUUGUGACCACUAUUAUAUCUCCUCAGAAAGAAAAUACACCUCCUAACAGAAACACUUUGGAUGCUACUCAUACUGUCAACGAUGUAAAUAAUGGAAGUGAUCAAGAAGAUGUAGAGGAAGACAUGUUACCGCCUGUAGUGCAGGCUGGUGUAACAUCACAACCUGUAAGUUUUGGAGAAGCUGUUUCAAGACUUAGUUACGUCAAUACCUUGAGUCCUAAAAAGCAAGAUCCAGUUAUUGAGAGAUUAAUCAAACAAAUGGCAUCACAAAAUCCUACAGUAUCAUUAGCUGGUAUGACCCAAUUACAUGAAAUACUUGCUCAGUCAAGGGGAAAUGCAUUUGUUGACUAUGAAGACGAUUUUAUGAAUGGAAUUAUUUUUCAAUUCCAACAAUUGCAAUCUGCUGAUCUCACCAUGGAUCCAGGUGCAGUAAAAAUGUACAGAAAUGUAUUGACAACCAUAGAUGCGUUCUACAAUAACAAAACAUUAGGUAGCCACGUCUCGGUUCCAGUGAUAAAAGAACUCAUGUUACAAAUGAUAACACUAUUAGUAGAAGAACGGUUAAAUAAGGUUCCCAAUGGUGAUGCUUAUGUAAGGGUGAUUAAUUUACAUUGUGUCAAGGUUAUUGAAAGAUCCGACCACACAAAUACAAUAUGUGCUUUGGUGAAAUUAAUAAAUGAGUCUAUAGGUAAUAGCAGUUCUCCUAGACUAGUAGAUUUAGUGAUGAAAUGUCUAUGGAGGGUGAUCAAAUUAAUGCCACAGUGGGGUGAUGACAUUGAUUACGACUCUGUAUUGUUAGAAAUACAUAAUUUCCUUAAAAAAUAUCCCUCAUCAUGGUGGAAAAAUAAAGAAGUAGAUACACCGUUACGAACAGUAAAAACUGUUCUCCAUUCCAGUGCAAAGAUCAAGGGUGGUACUAUUAUGUUACAUUUUGGGAAGAUUCCAAAUACAAGUGAAUCGGAGGUUGAAACCUACAUUUUAAGAAUACUAAAGAGUUUAAAAAUAUCCGAAAUUCAGCAUAUUCCGGUGAAACAAGAAAUGCAAAGAAGAUCACUUUCUAGAGCCAAUCACAAAAUGCUGACAGAUAUAUUUCAAAAAAUUGGUAGCAAAGAUGAAACAAAGGAAGGUUUGAAUUUACUUUAUGAUUUCAUGCAGCAACACCCUGAAGCUGAUAUAGAGCCAUUUUUGUCUAAUUCUAGUAAAUUUUUCCAAGAUUAUAUUAAAAACGGACUGAAAGACAUAGAAGACUCCAGGAAACCUUUGAAGACUCCCAUAAAUGAAAAAGGUGUUGAUAAUAUCCAAGAAAAAAUGGAAAUUGCAGUUCCUCAGUCGGACCCUAAUAAAGGUCCAGAUUAUUGGAAAGAAAGACUGAAUAUGUGGAAUCGGCUAUUUGACGACGUCAAAUUGGGAAGAAACGCAGAUGUUCCUGAAUAAAUUCUUAAAUAUACGUAACGUCCUACUAAACAUUUCAUAUUUACGUGCAAAACUUUUAUUGUUGAUAAAGUAGGGUAGAUGUUAAUCAUCAACGUAAUCUACUCUUGUUGUAUGACCUACUCACAUCUAGCCUAUUUAUUUUUCUCUAACAUUGUGAUAGAUAUAGCAUUUUUUAGUGAUUGAUGGACAAUUGUCUUACUUAUACAUUAUUUCUUUGUGUUUUAACUUAUUGUUAGGCAUUGGAUAAGUAAUCCUUAUCAGUAUUGUGCAUGUAGCUACAAAAAUUAUUUAGUUUAACUUUUUAGAAAAAAUGUCACCAUUCUUCUAAAAUGAAUUGAGAUACAUUUUUAAAAACAUUAAAUUUUUAGUUAUUAGUGAAAUUAAUGACUUUAACCAGAUCCUAACACGAUUUAACUUAUCAUUUUGUUGGACCAAUAUAUUAGUUAUGAUGCGCUAGCUAUUGAGCGAAUUACUGGUGUUAGGUACUUACCUACUGUCUAAUUUUUAUUUAUACUGAGUGCCUGUAAUCUUAUUUUUGAGAUAAUUACUUUUUUAUUACAUUACAAACAUUCUCUGUUACUAGUUUUAAUAAAAAGAUUUCUCAAUUGAUGUUUUGUUUUAAUUACCUCAUUUUUUAUUAUUAAUAAUUGGAAAGAAUACUUACAAGCACAAUUAGUAAUUAUAGUUUUCAAUGAAUAUGUUCAACAAUAUCAAUAUAUAUAUAUAUAUAUAUAUAUAUAUAUAUAUAUAUAUAUAUAUAAUGAAAAAGCUAUUUUAUAAUUUACACAUUUAUUUUUCAUUUUUAUCAUCAUUUUCAUCACUUUCUUCCUCAGAUGAUACAUUACAAACAUUCUCUGUUACUAGUUUUAAUAAAAAGAUUUCUCAAUUGAUGUUUUGUUUUAAUUACCUCAUUUUUUAUUAUUAAUAAUUGGAAAGAAUACUUACAAGCACAAUUAGUAAUUAUAGUUUU
Messenger RNA from Diorhabda sublineata, 6968 nucleotides. It is a transcript of the gene msps, whose product is annotated as protein mini spindles. Bases 368 to 5998 code for a protein of 1876 amino acids. The record is from RefSeq and is a predicted model, not a curated record. NCBI's taxonomy places the organism in Eukaryota, Metazoa, Arthropoda, Insecta, Coleoptera, Chrysomelidae. Gene Ontology annotation, biological process: establishment or maintenance of microtubule cytoskeleton polarity; centrosome duplication; mitotic spindle organization. Gene Ontology annotation, molecular function: microtubule plus-end binding; microtubule plus end polymerase activity. Gene Ontology annotation, cellular component: spindle pole; microtubule plus-end; kinetochore. The transcript is spliced from 25 exons.